AUUGAGUUGAAGAGAUAAGUUGUUCUGAUGGCCAAGCUUUCUACAGCCCUUCUGCUGAUGUUGGUUUCGAUCCUCGGUUUAUCCGGAUCAAUUGGUGCUGAGGUAUUCAGGGAAUACAUAGGCGCAUUAUACAACGGUGUUAAAUUUACAAACAUGCCAAUCAAUCCCGGCACGCAGGUUGAUUUCAUUCUGGCCUUCGCCAUCGAUUACACCCCAUCGGGAAGCUCUCCCACAAAUGGGAAGUUCAACAUUUUUUGGGAUAGCGACAACCUGAGCCCGAGUGCCGUGCAGGCCAUUAAAUCCCAACACAAGAACGUUAGAGUUGCUCUCAGCUUAGGCGGGGACAGCGUGGGAAAUGGCUACGCCCAGUUCAGGCCAUCUUCCGUGUCAUCAUGGGUGAGCAACGCCGUUUCUUCUCUCACUGCCAUAAUCAAGCAAUACCAUCUUGAUGGCAUCGACAUCGACUAUGAGCAUUUCGACUUUUCAGAUCCCAAUACAUUUGCUUCCUGUAUUGGGCAGCUCAUAACACAAUUAAAGCAGAACAAAGUCAUCUCUUUCGCUUCCAUCGCUCCCUUCGAUGAUGAAAAAGUGCAGUCCCAUUACAGCGCUCUCUGGAACAAGUACGGCAAAGUGAUCGACUAUGUGAAUUUCCAAUUUUAUGCUUAUGAUUCGAGUACAUCUGUCUCGCAGUUUAUCAAAUAUUUCAACGCUCAGGAAUCCCGUUACAACGGCGGGAAAGUGUUGACUAGUUUCAUAACAGAGGGUAACGGAGGGCUUUCCCCUGUCAAUGGCUUCUUUGAUGCCUGCAAAACGCUGAAGAAUUCUGGCAAGCUCCACGGUAUCUUUGUGUGGUGUGCAGACAGUUCCAAGUCCAAUGGCUUCAAGUAUGAAAAACAAGCUCAGGCUCUCCUCCAGGGAUCCUGAUCUGAUUGCAUUUAAGUACUUUUAAAAUAACGAAUGGGGAAAUAGCAUCAAUCCAUGGUGUAAACAAGCACUUGAAUCUAUAUAGUGCGCCCCUAAAGCAAGGAUAAGUUCUUAAUCUAAAUAAUGGCAGAAUAGUCUCUCCAUUAUGUAAAACAUUGAUUUAAUAUUUAUGUGGUGCGCUUGGAACAAC
Molecule: messenger RNA, 1114 nt
Organism: Cryptomeria japonica (Japanese cedar)
Lineage: Eukaryota; Viridiplantae; Streptophyta; Pinopsida; Cupressales; Cupressaceae
Product: chitinase 2
Exons: 2
Coding region: 28-924 (298 amino acids)
Biological process (GO): carbohydrate metabolic process
Molecular function (GO): hydrolase activity, hydrolyzing O-glycosyl compounds
Source: RefSeq, a predicted model, not a curated record